AUGAUCAUCACCCACACCAGGACCACCACCAUCAUCACGAUCACCACCACCACCAUCACCAACCACCGCCAUCGUAAUCAUCAUGAUCGUCGUCGUCGUCGUCACCAUCAUCAUCGUCAGCAUCAUCAUCAGCAUCAUCAUCAUCAGCAUCAUCAACAGCAGCAGCAGCAGCAGCAGCAGCAGCAGCAGCAGCAUCGUCGUCGUCGUCACGUCCAUCAUCAUCAGCAUCAUCAUCAUCAGCAUCAUCAACAGCAGCAGCAGCAGCAGCAGCAGCAGCAGCAGCAGCAUCGUCGUCGUCGUCACGUCGUCACGUCGUCUUCAUCGUCAUCAUCAUCAUAA
Messenger RNA from Parnassius mnemosyne (clouded apollo), 339 nucleotides. NCBI's taxonomy places the organism in Eukaryota, Metazoa, Arthropoda, Insecta, Lepidoptera, Papilionidae. The record is from the annotation of a GenBank genome assembly.